UGCCGAAUGCGUCCGAAUUGCAAGCAAGGAAGAGUAAUAGUGAGAAAUAGAAUUAGAAAGAGAGAAAUAGACAGGGUGGGAGAGGAAAAAAAAGAGUGAGAGAAAGUCCAUCAUGGGGUUAAAGUGUGUUGGGUUCCUCAGUAUAUGCUAAACAAUUGUGCGACGCUCACUAUUUUUAAGAUUAAUUCCUUCAGAUUAAAAUAAGCUUUGUUAAAUAUUUACCUAUGUACUUUUGUUUUUUUUUAUUAUUCUAUCACUGAUAAUCUAUCUGAAAAACAUUAUAUCUACUAUCUAAUUAAAAUUAGUUUCUAGCCAAGCCGAUGACGUUCUUUAAAAUCAAAGUAAAAUAUUUCUUUCUUUUCUUAAGAUAAACGAUUAAAGUAGCAGUAGAAGUGGCAGGGGUGUAUCCUCAGAUAUCAAACUCUUGUUUGGUCAACUUGAAUCUCGUAUAUCUUAAUCAUAUUGUCACCUAUAGAAACAAGUGUACAGCUGAUCAAACCAAGAAUGAAUAAUCGACGCCGUGAGAAGAACUGCAGUGGUGAAACGUAUUGAUUGAGAUUAAUAUUUUUAAUUCUAAUGCUUUGUGUUGUGUGCAAACUUUAACACAACUUGUCUUGACACUGUUAAUUGUACUAUGCUUUCCACUUUAUUCCCAGAAAAUUAGCGCAGUAUGCUGCGUCACCAAUUCGCUUGACUGGACUACCGUUUCAUGAACUGUUUAGAAAUGCUGCAGACGCGGGUCCUCUAGAUAUAGUGAAGCUUCGUAAAGCAGAUAAAUUAGUCAAUAUUUCAUCUCAUUUGCUGGGAAAUUUACCUGAUGACCCCUAUAUACUCCAGGUAGUUGGUGUCCAUCCCGAUACAUCAGGGAUAAUUGAAGUCAAUUGGUUAUGCACCCUAGAUAAACGAAUUGCUGCUUUAGAACGUGAAUUAAAUGAAUACUGUGAAACUUCAGCAAAAGUUUCUUGUCUAUCAGUACGAGAGGUUAAAAAACAGGUCGAUUCUUUUAAGGAAAAGCUUGAGAGUAUCGAGCAUCUGAGUUGGCUGGGUUUCUACAAGCAGCUUCCAGAACCUAUCUCAUCUGCGACCGGCCAUCAUUUACAGUAUCGUCGUAAGAGUAAUAGCCUGAAACAAAGAGUGCGUGAAAAAUUCCUACAUAUUUGUGACAUCGCAUUGGUUUCGCAUGCCCGUGAAUUGCUGCGCUCACCGACCUUCGAUGCCAAACAAUGGGAAGACGAGGAAUUGCUACUGAUGCUGCAAACUAUGUUUAUCGAAUUAGAACUUUUACAAAAAUACAACAUAACUCUAACAACCCUUCGAAAUUUCAUCUUUGAAGUCUACAAUAACUACAAUGAGGUUCCUUUUCACAACUUUAGACAUUGUUUCUGCGUGGCACAGAUGAUGUACGCCAUCGUGUGGGCAGUGGAUCUAGUAACAAAAAUAGGUGAUUUGGAAGUAUUUAUACUACUAGUGUCAUGCAUCUGUCAUGAUCUUGACCAUCCAGGCUAUAACAACAUCUAUCAAAUAAAUGCACGUACAGAGCUGGCACUUCGUUACAACGACAUUUCACCUCUAGAGAAUCACCACUGCUCAGUUGCAUUUCGCGUUCUAGAAGCCCCGGCAUGUAAUAUUCUAGCAUCGUUUGACUCCAUUACUUAUCGAACUGUACGCGAAGGUAUCAUACGUUGCAUACUUGCUACUGAUAUGGCCAGACAUAAUGAGAUUCUUGCUGAAUUCACUGAUGCUAUGUCCGACUUUGACUACACUAGUACAGCUCAUGUCAAUCUUCUCUCGAUGAUACUUAUCAAAGUGGCGGAUAUUAGCAAUGAAGCGCGUCCGAUGGAUGUGGCAGAGCCUUGGUUGGAUAGUUUACUACAAGAAUUUUUCAAACAGAGUGAUGCCGAAAAACUCGAAGGCCUUCCUGUGACGCCAUUUAUGGAUCGAGACAAAGUUACCAAACCCUCAUCACAAUGUAGCUUUAUCGGUUUGGUAUUAUUACCGCUUUUUGAAGCUCUUGGAAAACUUUUUCCUGUGCUUCAGGAGUUGAUAGUGGAACCUGUCCGCUAUGCACUUGAUUACUACAGACAAUUAAAUGAAGCAGCAAAAGAUGAACGGCUCCAACGUAAGAGUUUAGUUGAGCUGGCUGAGCACGCACUAGGUUCGCAAGUGCUGGUUUCAAGCAACGGAAAUAAAGCGAAUAUCGAAUGUCAAGAACAGAUGACAACAAUAAUGAGGUGUUCCUCUAUUCAGUCAAUCAAUAGAGUUAAGCAAACUCAACAAGAGCAAAAUCAUCGUCAUUAUUUUGAUGAGCAGCUACAACAAUCAUCAAAUUUUAUGAUGAAAUCGACAUCAAUAAAUUCGAUGCGCUCAGAGCUUUCAAAAAGUAUGUUACAUCCACGUUCACAUUCCAUUGAAGAUGAACAGAAUGAUAGUAAAUAUAAGAAACUCUCAAUGUAUGACGGUACAACAAAUCUAUCGAUCAGUGACCCUGAGACCGUAACCGAAGUCGAAGUGAGUGAAAAAACACUUAAAUUUAAAAUCUCAACCGAGGGUGCUAGCGGUUCUGGUCGCAAAUCUUAUCCAGGCAGUCGUAAGGGUAGUCGAGAAAAGUCUUCACUUGACUAUUAUAAUUACGAGCAUGAGCAUCAAAAGAUUCGAGAUGAAAUCGUGUAUAACGAGCUAAAUUCGCCUCAAAGUUUUUGUUCCACUGACGAAAUGCACAUCCAUAAAGAAGUUGAACGUGAUGCUCAACAACGCGUUAAAAUGUUAUUUACCGAGGACCAAGCGAUACUAAACGGCUGCUUCACCCCAAACACCGAUCAACAACUCCGAUACAAACAUCGCAAUAAACGUACUCUUAGUUACGAAAGUUCAACCACUGAUACUGAUUGUUCCCAGUCCUUUAAUUCCAAUAAUGUCACCAAGAAUCAGAUGGUAAAUACUGCCCGAGUAACCUCCGAUUAUUCUCAGAAUCAACUACUCUACAAUGACAUGACCUAUCAUGAGCACUUGGCCUAUUGCUGCUGUGACGAUAAACCUGAGGUAAAUAAUCAAAAAUCAUUAAUAUCACGAUUACGUCAUUUUACUGACCGACUAAAUAUCAGCUUUGAUUCUAAAGAUACAAAAGUAUUCAAGAAUGUCAAAUGUUCGAAUACAAAGAGUUUGAAUAAAACCUUAACCAUGAAUGCCGCUUGUUCUACUAUUCAACAUCAGCAGCUUAAUAACAAUACAAUAAUGUGCAAAAGAUGUAACUUAUACAAAACAUUACCUAAGGUGAAGUACUUCCAGAUAGGGAAACAAAAAAGUUGGCGUACAGUAUUUGUCAAAGAAAAAAGAUCCACUAGAUCAUUUGAAACUUUACCGAUUGACAGCAUAUUUAGUAAUACAAACAACCGAAUCAAUGAUAGACAAAGUUUAUCCAAUUCCGAUGGUAAAAGCAUUGAAAGGAAUGUAUUAUCUACAAAUCCUACUAACUGUAGCAAAUUCAAACAGAUGGAAUUUCAAUCAGAUAAUCCAGAAAUAUUCAGCGAACGGCUAGACGCUGAUAGUUCGAGCGCUAUUGCAGAUAUCGGUGUGAUGGAGAUUCGUAAAAGCUCAGCAAGUAUGGAAGAUAUAUCAAAGAUUACUAAACAGAGCGAUCUGGGUCAAUAUCUACUAGGCACAUUCGAACAAGUUAGUAAAUCAGAUGAAUUUCAGCAGCACACUGGUAGUCUCGAUUCUAUACUUACCAAGAACAUACACACAACUCACAGACGAAAUAAAUCCAGCAAACCAAAAGUUAAUCAGCAUCUUGGCAACGUUAUGACAGACUCACUUAUUCAGCCCAAAAAAUCAUUAUCAGGAUUGUUCUCAAGAUUAAAAUUAGGCAUAAGUAUUGAUGGUACACGUAGCAAUAGUAAUAGCGACUCUCUUCAUGAUCAGCACCAACCAUCGCAACAAGGUUGGCUCAGCAAUCUGACUGCAAGCUUUCGGUCUAAGCGUGAGACCUACGAACAGUCAGAGCUACUGUCUCAGCUGUCCACUCCAUUUAAUGAGGAAGACGUGAAAUGACAUGAGGUCCAUGUCAAAUGUAGACACGAUUGCUGGCCUGAUAACCAUUUAUGCUGCAAACGCUGACUCAUUAGUUAUUCUUUAUCUUAAGUAGAACUGGCUAGCCAAAAUCCCACAUGAAUUUCAAAUUUCUAAAAUGUUUACAUCUCUGCACUAUAAGCUAGCAUAGUUAAUUUAGAGAAUUUGACUAUAAGAAGAAUUUCUUAUGCAUAUAUGAGUAUUCCAUAACCCAUUAAUUAUAUUAUUUUACA
Phymastichus coffea is the source of this 4298-nucleotide messenger RNA. RefSeq lists its product as uncharacterized. Lineage: Eukaryota; Metazoa; Arthropoda; Insecta; Hymenoptera; Eulophidae. The coding region runs from base 1249 to 4047 and encodes 932 amino acids. Gene Ontology annotation, biological process: cGMP catabolic process. Gene Ontology annotation, molecular function: 3',5'-cyclic-GMP phosphodiesterase activity. The transcript has 11 exons. The record is from RefSeq and is a predicted model, not a curated record.